UUAGCGUGUGCAAAAUGCAAGUGCAUGUGUAACCAUUUUCAUUUUCUUGACAAUCUCAAUAAACAAAAUAGCAGCAACCAUAUUAUAGUAUUUGCUUUCACACACACACACACACACUAGUCUACUCUAAACUAGCAUAUAUGGAGGAACUUGAUCUUCCUGGAUUCCGAUUCCAUCCCACAGAAGAGGAGCUCCUGGAUUUCUACCUCAAAAACAUGGUUUUUGGCAAAAAAUUGCGUUUCGAUAUUAUUGGAUACCUUAACAUCUAUCAUCAUGAUCCUUGGGAAUUGCCUGGAAUGGCUAAGAAUGGAGAGAGGGAGUGGUACUUUUUCGUGCCAAGAGACAGAAGGCAUGGUAGUGGAGGGAGGCCAAAUAGAACUACAGUGAAUGGAUUCUGGAAAGCCACUGGUUCUGACAGGAAAAUUGUGAGCUUAUCAGACCCCAAGAGGAUUAUUGGAUUGAGAAAGACUCUUGUUUUCUAUAAGGGAAGAGCACCAAGGGGCAGCAAGACUGAUUGGGUCAUGAAUGAAUAUCGCUUGCCUGAUUCAUGCCCCUUGCCUAAGGACAUAGUCUUGUGUAAGAUAUAUAGGAAGGCAACUUCCUUGAAAGUGCUGGAACAAAGGGCUGCAAUGGAGGAAGAAAUGAAGAUAAUUCAUGCAUCUCCAUCAUCAUCCCCAAUUUCCUCAUUGGACAACAUGUCCUUUUGCAGCCAACAAGAAGAAUCAGUGGCUCCAAUAUGUAUGCACCAUGUGGUUUUCAAGAAAGAGGUAGAAGAUUUGGUAAUGGCAAAAGAUGGUAAAAGUGAUGAUAAUAAUAAUACUGGAGAUGAAAAGCCAAAGGGGAUUAAGGGGCCUUCACUACAAUUACCGUUGGGAAAUAACAAGAUACCAGAGCUGGAAGUUCCCAAAUUGAGCAUGGACUGGAAUCUAGACAGUAACUCAUGGUUGAACAGUCCCUGGCUUCAAAAUUUAACCCAAAGUCUGACCCCUUAUGCCAACAUGUUGAAUUUCUAGAGCUAACUAAUACAUGUCUACAUAUUAUGCAAAUAUUCUGAUUUUGUAGAUAGCUUUCUUCUCAGCCUAAUCAGGACCCUGGAAGAAUGUUUAAGCAACGCCGAGAGCCUAGGAGGGAGCAUGGUGAUAAUUGCUAGUUAAUUAAUGUCUGGAAGUUUUUAUUUUACCUUGUUAAUGAACAACUUUUAAUCCACUUUACUGCUUAAUAGCUAAUUAAUUAAUAUCAUAAAUAUAAUUUUUAUUUUCUA
This is a messenger RNA of Hevea brasiliensis (rubber tree), 1261 nucleotides long. Its product is annotated as NAC domain-containing protein 6. NCBI's taxonomy places the organism in Eukaryota, Viridiplantae, Streptophyta, Magnoliopsida, Malpighiales, Euphorbiaceae. The coding region runs from base 141 to 1013 and encodes 290 amino acids. The transcript has 3 exons. The record is from RefSeq and is a predicted model, not a curated record. Gene Ontology annotation, biological process: regulation of DNA-templated transcription. Gene Ontology annotation, molecular function: DNA binding.